This is a messenger RNA of Oryzias latipes (Japanese medaka), 3583 nucleotides long. It is a transcript of the gene arfip2b, whose product is annotated as ADP-ribosylation factor interacting protein 2b. Gene Ontology annotation, cellular component: trans-Golgi network membrane. Gene Ontology annotation, biological process: intracellular protein transport; regulation of Arp2/3 complex-mediated actin nucleation. Gene Ontology annotation, molecular function: phospholipid binding; protein domain specific binding. Lineage: Eukaryota; Metazoa; Chordata; Actinopteri; Beloniformes; Adrianichthyidae. The record is from RefSeq and is a predicted model, not a curated record.
AUUAUUCCACGGGAACGUCAGUUCCGUAAAGUGUCCCCUCUGGCUUCGUCCAAGCGAAGCUCCACGAUUUUUUACGCGGAGCCCGAACAUCAGUCCAGUUGGAGUAAAAAUGUACUCUGAGAUGUCAUCCCAAUUAUCUGAGUGAGACUUCCGCCUCGGGCAGGAAGGAGCUGACCGCCAAAGGGCGUAGCGGCUUUCCUCUCACUGCGUUUGAAGUGGGAUGCUCCGCCGCCGCGUUAGCCUGCUCUCUUAGCUUGUUCUUUAGCUUCCCGAGUCGAGGAGCACCGUGCUGACGACGGGACCAGCACAAACGCCAUUAUGACAGACAGCAUUAUGAGUAAAGCUGCAACUAUGGAGAUUCCCAUCAAUAGUAAUGGUGACACCGGCUCACUGCAGGAAGAUGACAGCCUUGAACAGGCUGCAAAGCUGCAAUGGAGCUUAGAUGAGAAGGUAGGGAGCUCCAGAGACACCAGGGACCUUCAGCAGGUGAUGGUGUCAGGACCCAACCUGAAUGAGACCAACAUUGUGUCUGGAGGCUAUGGAGGAACAGUCGAGGGCAUUAUCCCCACCAGCUCCAUCACAGGUAACAGAGACGGCUCCAACAUGCACCACAGCAGCAGCAGCAGUUCAUCCAUGGCAGCAGAACAAACCACCCGCGGCGUGGCUGUGGAAAAACUUGAAUACAUGAAAAAAUGGGGUUUCAACACGUAUAAGUGUACAAAACAAAUGAUCUCUGAGCGUUUCGGUCGGGGAUCUCGAACUGUGGAUCUGGAGAUGGAGGCUCAGAUCGAGGUGCUGAGAGACACUAAAAGGAAAUAUGAGAAUGUGCUGCGACUGGCCAGAGCGCUGACCAACCACUUCUACAACAUGGUGCAGACCCAGCAUGCACUGGGAGACACCUUCGCUGACCUCAGUCAGAAAUCUCCAGAGUUAAGAGAUGAAUUUGGCUACAAUGCAGAGACUCAGAAGUUGCUGUGCAAGAACGGAGAGACUCUGCUUGGUGCAAUCAACUUCUUUGUGUCCAGCAUUAACACAUUAGUGAACAAGACAAUGGAGGACACCCUGACGACUAUCAAGAUGUAUGAGAAUGCAAGACUUGAGUUUGACGCCUACCGGUCAGAUCUAGAUGAACUGAACAUGGGUCCAAGGGAUGCGGUUACCAUGGCGCGUAUCGAUGCUGCUCAGCAACAGUACCAUGUUCACAGAGAGAAGUAUGAACGCCUUCGCUCCGAUGUGACCAUCAAACUCAAGUUUUUGGAAGAGAACAAGGUCAAAGUGAUGCAUAAGCAGCUCCUACUCUUCCACAAUGCCAUCUCGGCAUACUUUGCUGGGAACCAGCAGCAGCUGGAGCAAACACUGAAGCAGUUCAACAUAAAGCUGAAGCCUCCAGGAGCAGAGCAGCCUUCCUGGUUGGAAGAGCAAUGAGAGGCCCGGCGGACCUCCUGCAGCGUCCUUCUGAGCUGCCUCCACCUGUUGAAACCCCCAACUCACAGAGGACCACUACUGAGGGAAGAGCGCAGAGAAAGAGAGAUAAUUGAAGAGACUAGAGUGUGUGGCUAGGAGACUGAACUGGUUUAUCACAGGGUUUGACCAAUGGACUACAUGAAGCAGGAGAACCGAGUGGUCAGUUCUAUGAACAUUGAGUCGGCUUUUAGUGCCUCUUUUCCCUUCUUCCUUACUCCACUCUAUCCUCUUUGUGUGCUUUGUUCCCAAAUAAAAGCUUCAACUAUCCUCUCCUUCUGACGUAACUGCCUUCCCUGUCGCAAUGCUGUUUUUCUGUACAAAGCCUUGGGUUAGUCAUGUUUAUGGCCAUUAUUGUACUCCUCAAGUGCUCUAACUUAUUUUCAUCUUCAUAUCAACAUAUUUAACAGUCUGGUGAAGAAAAAAAAAGCUGUUAGACACAUGUAACUAAACACUACUGACCUUCAUCAGACUUCCAGUGUGCCUCCUUUAUUUGUAAGUCAGUAUAUCAAAUGAAAGCUCAGCCAUUUCCUCCUCAAUGAGUAACCCUAACCUAAACCUUUCCUCCUACAUGGAAAAGUCAGCUUUUGGAAGUUACAUAAAGCUUAUUCAGACAUUUCAGAUCAAUACAAACUAAAUCACCAGCUUUUAAAGUUAAGUUUUAUUUAAUCAUUUGUAGCCUACGACACAAGUUUUGUGUUUUGACAUUUCAGCCAUUUAGUAAAUGUGAGGGGAAAAAAUACUGUAUUGCCUCUGAACUGCAGCCUUUAGACCUGAAAACUUUUACACAAUUCAUAUAUGCAACAAUCACUUAAGAGACACUGCCACAUCCCUUCAGAGCUGUUCUGGUUCAGCUCUUCACAGUCUUGUUUUAUUUGCCCAAAGAGGAACCAGUUACAAUUGGAUGUUGUAACUGCUGUAUCUGUUUUUUUUUUUUUGUUUGAGUUGUUUUAUCACUGUAGAAUGUACCUUUUUAGAUGGCUUUGUCAGUCUAAAUCUUGAAAAGUUUCUCUGGAUUCACUACAUCUAUAUGAGAAGGUCAUUAUGUUUGCUUUGAAAUGUGUUUUUAGUUUGUCUGAAGCUCUCAGCUUUAUGUCCUCAAGACAUUCCAGUCCUCCAAAGCUGGGAAAAAAAAAACGUUUGUGUACUGCUAGUUUUUAUAUUUUAACCAAAAAUCACAUGUUUUGGUAACUUGGACUAUUAUAGCACUAAUUGUUAAACUAAUAGGCAGUCAUUUAAAAUCUAGAAAUAACUUAUCAAAAUUGGAUUGCUAUUACUUUGUGAUGAUUACUCUUAUUGAAUGGCUUUAUUUAUUUUAAUCAUGAAAUUUCUAAUUGAAAUCAAACUCGAUGCCGGAAUUUUCUUUAAGUCGGUAAAAAAGAAAAUUUAGUUGUGAUUGAUCAUUUGUUUCUAAUGUCACCCUCUUAGCAGUCAAAGGAAAAUGAGCCAAUGUAUCUGCUGACUCAUCGUAUUGUACAUAAGACAAACCGGUCAGUUCAUCGCCUAAUAUGGGUUCAUCCUCCAGCUGCUUGUCUUGUCUUUAUUUGCAUGGCAGGCAGCAAUCUACCGGUGCAGAUACGUGUGCUUACAGCAAUGCUCUAGUCUGGGUUUGACACAAUAGCAAAAUUAGUUGUUGGUUUUAAAUUCACUCAACUAGCUGAAGUAAAACUUUUAUUUUGGCACUCUUGGGAACAAUAAUAGCACGAAUGUGUUUUGGUUGGCUUUAAAAGGCACUCUGCGAGACCUCUGUCUCUGUUUACCGGCCACCUCCUGGUUUAUAUCCUCUACAAAGCAAUAUUAACCAAAUGUGAUUCCUGCGUACCUUUUUGAAAUUCUUAGACUGUAUAUUGAAGUUCUCAACCGUAAACCCAUAACUUCAAAACAGAGAAAAGUUAUUCCUUAUAGAGAUCUUUAGAUUGGUGAAUAGAAAGAGCAAAGAUUUUUAAAGGAGAGUUUUUAUUUGUGUACAAUCAAAAGUUUUCUAAGCCGAACUGGUGUGGUGUACUGUAUGAAUGAUUGCACAUUAAAUGUUCUUGGUGAGAAAAAAAAAUAAAGUUGUGAACUGAUGUAAUACUCAAAGAGACCUGGUCCACAAAAUAAAUAAAAUGCACAUUUUCAAAUA